AUGCCUCAGCAAGGCCUCGACGAUUUCCAGGUUGAUUGGGAACCAUCCCACAAGCAAACGUUCACGACAUCGACAAGCGCACGACAAGCAAUACCAUCCUCUCCCAUCAAGCACUUCUUCCAAUGGACCGAAAUCGAUGCACAAGGCAAGGUAAAGCCAAUUGGGGCUCGGUUCUGGCAUCUCUUCUCCCGCGACAUCAGUCUCCCAGAUGACCAGGAAUGGAGCUUCGAGCGACCUCUCGGCAAGGGCUCAUACGGUGCUGCGGCAUUGUUCGUUAAAGUCGACGAAACCCAGAAAGUCGUCGAUGAAUUCGCAUUGAAGGUCGCCGACCUCAACCCAAACUCCCUGGUGCAUAAAGCGAAAGUCGACCUCACGCAUGAGGCGGCGAUUAUGGCACAAACCAACGACUGGAAGACAGACAGCAUCGUGCGACUACGCCAGUUCAACGUCAGUGGCGACUACGCUCGCUAUUACUUCGAAUUUUGCCGGUAUGAAACCCUCGAGACGCUGCGGCUGAAGUACAAGGCUUGGAACACGUAUCUCCCCGAGUUAUUCCUCUGGCACGUAUUCUCCUCCCUAGCAGAAGGCUGUGCAAGAUUUGGGUCCGGACCAUUCAAGAACCUCGCAUCAAGUCGUUUUGGACAAAGUAUGCCUGACGGAUACCUUUUGCACAAUGACAUCAAGACGGAAAACAUCCUUCUAGGUUCUAAUAUGACCAAGGACAGCCAACGCAAAUGGUAUCCCAUUCCCAAGUUCGCGGACUUCGGCCUAUCCAUCAUCACCGCUCCCAACGAGGCAUUGCGGAAUCAAGCGCGUUUUCUGCAGGUCGGAAGUAGAGCGUGGUAUCCACCUGAACAACGCACCUCCUUCAUGCAAGACUACCGAAAAUACUACUUCCACCAACCCGGCACGAGCAGCACCAUACAGCGCGAUCAGCACAAGAUCCUCGCACAAGCCAAUCUCUGGGCUGUUGGCGCGGUAAUGUACUCGAUGAUAACGAUGAACGAGAUUGACGACCUUAGCGAGCGCGUCAACGAUCUCCUGAUGGGUACGCCUUUGGCGCGGCGCACAUUUGACGGCACGAACAUUAUCAAACGGUUCGAUCCGGGCGUGACGCGCCAGUAUAGUCCGGAACUACUGAGUCUUGUCCAGGCUUGCUUGAGAAUACGUCCUCAAGAUCGACCAAGCCCACAGACCUUACGUAGGGAUGCCGAGCGGGGUCUGUCUCAGUGCCAGGACCGUGAGACCGCUCAGCUGGGCACGGAGGGUCGGCGAGAGCGCCUCAUCGUUGCGUGUGGGCCAGGCGAGAUGGGCAAUCUACCUGACGGAGGCGCAAACUUCGAAAAAGAUGAGACGUUCUGGCGCUCAUUCGCCGAGCAUUUGCUUUGGAUUCCGAAGGAUUGGGAUGUGCCGUGUCCGCCGAACCCCCCAGAGAGCUUGCCUGCGAAUCCAAACUGGCCGGACGCGCUGCGUGAGCGGGUACAGGAGAGAUGGGCGGCUGCCGUGCAGGAACAGAGAGAGCAGGCACCGACGACUUCUUCGCAGUAUACGCAUUCCCGAAAGCGGACCGCAUCGGCAGCGUUCGAAGAGAUUCGACCGCCAAGUGCAGCGGACGGACAAGAUGGACCGAGUCGAAAGCGGCAGCAGAUACGAAAUAAAUACCGGAGAGGCUAA
This is a messenger RNA of Exophiala viscosa, 1674 nucleotides long. RefSeq names its product kinase-like domain-containing protein. The transcript has 3 exons. The coding region runs from base 1 to 1674 and encodes 557 amino acids. Lineage: Eukaryota; Fungi; Ascomycota; Eurotiomycetes; Chaetothyriales; Herpotrichiellaceae. Gene Ontology annotation, molecular function: protein serine/threonine kinase activity; ATP binding. The record is from RefSeq and is a predicted model, not a curated record. Gene Ontology annotation, biological process: protein phosphorylation.